Molecule: messenger RNA, 1659 nt
Organism: Synchytrium microbalum
Lineage: Eukaryota; Fungi; Chytridiomycota; Chytridiomycetes; Synchytriales; Synchytriaceae
Exons: 11
Coding region: 1-1659 (552 amino acids)
Biological process (GO): mitochondrion distribution
Cellular component (GO): cytoplasm
Source: RefSeq, a predicted model, not a curated record
AUGACUACCAGCAAGGAGAUCAUCACCCUCCAGUUGGGCCACUAUUCGAAUUAUAUUGGAACGCAUCUAUGGAAUACUCAGGAAGCAUACUUUUCUGCCACCGAAGAUGGAGGUGCUUCAUCUGAAAUAGAUCACAAUGUCAUGUUUCGAACUCUAGAAACACGUCAUGGAGAAUCUUAUGAACCUAGAGUCGUGAUCUUUGACUUGCAAGGAAGCUUUGGGGCGCUGAAAAAGGGUGGUGAAAUUGGUGAAGCUCACAAUCUUGCUGAUACAUGGACUGGAAACGUCGAAACUUUCAAACAAGAAGAACAUCCACACAACGCAUUCAUCAAAUUCCAAAACGACUAUGCUACAAGUGUGGCCUCUUCAUCAUCCAGCUCACCAUCACAAGGCAAACAACAGCAGCAGCCACAGCACCCAAUACCGCCACCAUCAUUCUCAGACAUUCUAGAAUCAUCAGUCCGUGUAUGGUCGGACUAUUCGAAACUAUCCUAUCAUCCAAAAUCAAUCGUUCAAGUGCCCAACUAUACACAUGAGAAUCCAACUACUCCUUUUGCGCUAUAUGGAGCUGGAAGAGAUGUGUUGAGUGAUGUUGAAUUCAGAGACGAAGUCAUUGAUGAUCGAAUCAGAUCCUUCUUGGAAGACUGCGAUUCAUUGCAAGGCUUCCAAGUCUUGACUGAUGUAAAUAAUGCAUUUGGAGGACUGACUACGAGUAUUAUGGAAGCGUUACUGGAUGAUAUGCCAAAAACGACAUUCAUGACUUUUGGAGUUUCAGAGACAAAGGAUCCUGUUGUUGGAAAUCUGCAGGAUUAUCAAAAACGGAUGUUUGAGAAUGUGAAUCAGAUACAAUGUUUACGGUACUUGAAAGAUACCUCAUCUAUUUAUAUACCUGUUUCGUCACCAUUGCAAUCUGAAUUGGAUCCGAAUGGAUGGUCAAGGUACUUGAAUCCUAAGUUCAAUCUACGAUAUCAUUCAAGUGCAUACCUGGCAUCUCUCAUUGAGACUGCAACACUUCCAUUCCGGACAUUUACGAAUCCAUUAUACAUCUAUGAGGCCGCACCAAUGGUGUCUUCAAACCAAUCAACCAAGAUCGCUGCCAUUUGUGGUUCUCUACCACUUCGUCAAAUCCACGAUGAUGCUACACUUCGAAAACUUUUGUCAUAUAAUCCCAUGCCAGGAUUCAAGUUUAAUUGGUUUAGAGAUGUGACGUUACGUGUUGGAUAUGAACAAGUCGAGCAUGAGAAUGGAUCGUAUACUGUUUUGCGGGGUGUUGGGUGUGAUUUGCAAGGGCAAGCUCGUAGCAAGAUACCAAGUAUGCUACACCAACAAGAAGCAUUAAAUGAUUUCGCAGCUUCGUUUCCUACAUUUGCCGGUCAGUCACGAAGCAUUGUGGUGAAUGAAGGACUACCGAUAUCAGAUGCCUUCCCACAACUAUUUGGAAGUGAUCAUAUAGCGAAACAAGAAUCGAUGCUAGUGCGUAUCCGAACACCAGCUCGAAUCAAGGAAACAUUACAAGAAGUAAUCCAACAAUUAAAGACACUUCCUAAACGAGUGGCCAUGCCUUUAGAGCGCAUUACGAGUGGAAGUAGUAUGGAGGACAUGAUGGAGAUACGAGAGGAUUUGGAGCAGACCAUGCUUGUAUAUAACGAAAUCGAAUGA